Dendrobium catenatum is the source of this 832-nucleotide messenger RNA. RefSeq names its product glutathione S-transferase U18-like. The transcript is spliced from 2 exons. The record is from RefSeq and is a predicted model, not a curated record. Gene Ontology annotation, biological process: glutathione metabolic process. The coding region runs from base 94 to 798 and encodes 234 amino acids. Gene Ontology annotation, molecular function: glutathione transferase activity. Lineage: Eukaryota; Viridiplantae; Streptophyta; Magnoliopsida; Asparagales; Orchidaceae. Gene Ontology annotation, cellular component: cytoplasm.
AUCUGUGCUGCAUUCGAGCUUUAAAUAGAAGAAAUUCAGAUCAUAAGUCUUAUUAUAUCUGAAAUCAAAUUUCAGAUCAAGAAAUAGAAUAGAAUGGCGAUAGAAAACGAGGUGAAGCUAAUCGGGAUCUGGUCGAGCGGUUUCGUCACGAGAGUAAUGAUUGCUCUAAAUCUGAAGGGGGUCGAAUACGAGUUCCUCCCAGAUGAUUUGUCGAACAAAAGCGAGCUUCUUCUCAACUCCAAUCCCGUCUACAAGAAGGUUCCAGUACUCAUCCAUGGGGAUAAAUCCAUCUGCGAGUCCCUUGUAAUUGUCCAGUACAUAGACCAUGUCUGGGCUUCUUCUGGCCCUCGCAUCCUCCCCGUCGAUCCCUAUGAUCUCGCAAUCGUUCGCUUCUGGGCGGCCUAUGUCGACGACAAGUUAACAUCUCAGAUUCGAGUGUUAAUAUUGAAAGAGGAUGAGAAAAGCAAGGCAGAAGCGGCGGAGCAACUCUUUACCGCACUGCUGCUGUUAGAAGAGGCUUUUGUUAAGUGCAGUAAGGGAAGCUUCUUCGGCGGCGACACCAUUAACUUGCUCGACAUCACCCUCGGUUCCUGCAUUAAUUGGCUAAAAGCUAUGGAAAUUGUAACGGGAAUAAACUUUCUAGAUAAGACGAAGACUCCUCGGUUGGCUGAGUGGGCGGAACGCUUCUGCUCCGCCGAGGCCGCCAAGGAGGUGCUGCCGGAAGCUGAAAAACUUGUGGAGUACAUUAAGUUUCUUAGGGCUGCUAAUCGUGCUGCUGCGGUUUCUUCAUCCAAAUGAUUUUUUUUUUUACAUUCAUGAUUGCAUUUAUGAA